CAUCUGGCAACGUAUCGUUCCUCACGGGCUUCCUUACGCAACAUACACUAGAAGGUCAAAGAUGGCAGUCUGUACUAAAUGGCUCGAUAAAUGUGUCUUUUCAGCUAGAUUGUUAGGAAAAGUACAACUCCGACAUGAACGGUUCUUGUCCACGUCCAGUUGUAGUCUGGCCGACGUAGAUGCCAGCAAGCAACCGCCGAAAUUUACCCCUCCGGCGAAGCCUGUCAUUAUAGACAGAACACAGACAGCGGCUGCUUUACGGAAGUUCCUGAGCCCAGAGUUUAUCCCGCCUCGCCAAAGGACAAACCCGCUGAAGUUUUACAUGGAGAGGAAAGACAUGGUCCGCAGGAGGAGCAUAAUUGACCUUCCGGAAUUCUACGUGGGCAGCAUUCUUGCCGUGACCAUGUCUGACCCCAAUGCCAGUGGUAAAACAAACCACUUUGUUGGCCUAUGCAUCCAAAGAGGGGGGAAAGGUCUUGGAGCUACAUUUGUCCUGAGGAACAUCAUCAAUAACCAAGGUGUGGAGUACUGCUAUGAGCUGUACAACCCACGCAUUCAGGAGAUCCAGGUGUUGAAGCUGGAGAAGCGGCUGGAUGACAACCUGAUGUACCUGAGGGACGCCCUUCCCGUUUACAGCACAGUGGAUCCGAACAUGAAGCCGAUUCCCUUUUCCCCGGCUGGAGAAGUACCUGUUAACACGAAUAAAGUUAAAAUGCGACCAAGACCAUGGUCCAAACACUGGGAGCACCCGAAGUACAAAAUCCAGGGCAUAGCCUUCGAUAAGUGCAUCUCCCCAGCGAAGAUGGAGGAAGCUCAGAAAUGGGCAAGGCCUUGGCAGGAGUACGACAUGUUGAAGGAGUACGACACCUCCAAGCUGGAGAAGGACAUUUACAGUGAGAUCCAGGAGGAGAUGACUAAGUUGAAAGCAGACUAAGAUGCCAAAAUCAGUCUCCUUGAGAUACAUGACUUCAUGAACAUGUCCGGACUAUGGUCAGUUUUUCAAUUUUCAACCAAUAAAUGCCGCUUCACAGUCUA
Molecule: messenger RNA, 1035 nt
Organism: Nerophis ophidion (straightnose pipefish)
Lineage: Eukaryota; Metazoa; Chordata; Actinopteri; Syngnathiformes; Syngnathidae
Gene: mrpl19
Product: mitochondrial ribosomal protein L19
Exons: 6
Coding region: 62-934 (290 amino acids)
Biological process (GO): translation
Cellular component (GO): mitochondrial large ribosomal subunit; ribosome
Molecular function (GO): structural constituent of ribosome
Source: RefSeq, a predicted model, not a curated record